AUGGAACUUCAAGAAGAGAAGAUGUCUACAGACAGCUUCACAGAAGAGCAAGAGCAGGCGUUCAGAGCCUGGGUGGACCGAUUCAACUGGAACUCACGGCCAUCGCUGAAGCAGGCCAACGACUUUUUGAGACUCAAGUUUUCGCUAUCGUUCCCCGAGGAUGCAUUGACUGCAAUCAUUGAUGAGAUGUUCAUUGUGAAAGACCCUCCUUCAGCCCGGGAAUUAUCUCCGUCUCCCCCGCUCCCACUUCAAAGCAUCGAGCCUGGUACGCCCCCUCACACGGGCAAAAUCAAAUUGCGCGGUUACGGUAUGAGCAUUACACAUCGCUAUCCAGGCCAGAAGGAUGUCGAGUUCCCUGUCCUGGUCGCCGACAGAGAAGCCGGUUGGAAGGCGCAGACUCUCCUCAUCCGAGAGUACUGCAUGCUGGAGGCUAUAGAAAGCCUCACGAACAAGCCAGAGUGGUGGCGCAAGAUCCGCGAUCCUGAAAUUGCGGCAAAAUGGAGGGCAGAGAUGCUGGCGAUGGAUUGGGACGGGUUUCAUUCACACGCAGACUUUACGCCAAAUAUGGCGGAUGCGUGUAUCGAAGAGUUGCUCUUAAAGGCAGACAUGUACGAGAAAACUGGUCUGAUUCCCGUCUUUGACUACUCGGCAUGCGUUCUCAAGUCAGACAGCCUGCUUGACGCCGAUCUAACGAGUAAGCUUGCUGAACAAGUGAAGCCUCUGGAAGACGUGCCGGAGGCGGCAAAAGACUGGCAUCCUGGAAGCGACAACAAGGUGCUUGAUUUGGUUCACCCGUCUCUGUGGCCGUUGGUAUUCGGCAAGACACGCAUCAUGCCGGAUCACGAAAUUGGCCUGAACGAUUGCAUGCGCUUCAUCGGUGCCGGUGACGUGAUCCCCAAGCCGAAGGAGAGCGAGAAGCAAACGUCCACCUUCUGGAACGACCGUAACGUUGCGACAUCAUCAGUCAACUUUCAGUGGCUGCCGUGCAAUGUGGAAGUCGGCCAAGACGGCAACGCACGCAUCACAAGCUACAUCAACAACCUGCAUCCUGUUGAGCACAAGGGUUUGUAUCCGGUGAUUGAAGAAUUCAUCUCAAAAUCGCUUCCUGCUUGGGACUUUGUGUAUCGAUGGCCCAAGGAGUUUCCGUACCAGCGUCUGUCAACCAUGGAGGCCGGCCCUGAAUGCACAGUUCCCGAGCUGUGCGAAGCGUCGUAUGAAUGCACUCCGGCCAGCCGGCCCUUGGAAGAGGGCGAGGCGGAAAGGGAAGAAGACGAGGAAUACGAAGACGACUACGAAGGAUCCGCACGCGAGCAGCUCGACACGAAAUGGUUCUCCGAGACACAUCCCUUGAAACUCCCCGACGACAAGUCUGAUUUUCGCUCCACCGACGCCUACAAGGGCAAGGUCAAGACGACGGGGUUCUUCGACAACGCCAGCCGCCUCCAGGUCAUUGUCAAGCUGGCCAGCAUCCACCUCACCCCCGAGAGCCCGCGCUACGACGGCGGCUCGUGGCACGUCGAGGGCCAGCACAACGAGCACAUUGUCGCCACGGCGCUGUACUACUACGACAACGACAACAUCACCGAGUCGCUGCUCUACUUCCGCACCUCGGCCGACUCGGAGGAGCUGAGUAUGAACCUAAACUACAUGCAGAGCGACGUGCGCUCCAUCGCGCGGACCUUCGCCGUCGAGCAGAGCCACGAGGCCAGCACGCUGCAGGACGUCGGCUCGGUGACGACGCGCGAGGGCCGCGCCGUCUUCUUCCCCAACCUCUUCCUGCACCGGGUCGCGCCGUUUGAGCUGCAGGACGGGACGCGCCCGGGCCACCGCAAGAUACUGGCGCUGUUCCUCGUGGACCCCAAGGUGCCCGUCAUCUCGACGGCCAACGUGCCGCCGCAGCAGCGCCACUGGUGGCCCGGGGAGGGGUAUGUGAGGGAGCAGUUCCCGCUGCCGGCCGAGGUUGGGGAGAUGGUGCUGGGGAAUGUCGACUUUCCGUACGGCGAGGCCGAGGCGAAGCGGAUCCGCGAGCAGCUGAUGGCGGAGCGCAGGACCGAGCAGGCGGACUUUGUGAGCAACCUCAAGUCUGUGGAGUUUGGGUUCUGCGAGCAUUAA
This is a messenger RNA of Akanthomyces muscarius, 2112 nucleotides long. RefSeq lists its product as uncharacterized. Bases 1 to 2112 code for a protein of 703 amino acids. The transcript is spliced from 2 exons. Lineage: Eukaryota; Fungi; Ascomycota; Sordariomycetes; Hypocreales; Cordycipitaceae. The record is from RefSeq and is a predicted model, not a curated record.